CCUAAACUCUGGAUUAGGUUUUUUUGUACGACUAGAGCUUUUGUGAAGAAGAUCUUUUGCGGUUGAUGUUGUGCAUGUUUCAAGAGGUUGACCACGCGGAAGGUGAGGUUGACCUAAUUUAGCUAUCGCUGUCAUGUUGUCUAGUGCGUAAUUUGUGCCGUUUAAUUUGAUAUUUUGUUGCGUGCAGAAGACCAUUUGGUCGACCCUUAUCUCAAUCAAGUUGGCCUCUGUUUGACAAUUGCUAGAAAUUGAAUUUAGGGCACAACACUCGUAAUUUUGUACUUGCGAGGUACGGAAGAUCAAACCUUUAGGUCGACCUAAUAUUUGUUGAGGUCGACCGUUUCUAUUUAUUUCGGUUGUUUAUCAUGAAUGUCAACUUUGGCUUUGUUUGUAAGACUACGUUAUGCUUAAAAGGUCGGCUGAUCAAUGUGUCUGGUUGACCUAUCAGUUGUUUGUGGUAGUAUUACACAUGUUUUUGUUGAUAAAUUGGUAUUUUCCUACUGGAUAGGUGGACCUACACAGAGCAAAGGUCGACCUAAUUGGUUCUGGUAGAGACAAAUUAUGACUUGAAGGUCGACCUAAAAAUAAAUCAGGUCGACCGCAUCUCUGUUGUUGGUCAUUCAUACAAAAUUGAAGUUGAAUUAUGAUUUGCAUUUUUCUUUAAAUUGUAUAGACGAUGGCGCAUGAUGAGAAACAACAACACGAUGAGGGUGAAAUCAUGAAAGUGUUGAAAGUCACACAAGAGUAGCUGGUGGUGUGUCAAAAAGUCUUCAAUGACUAUCAGAAGUCCAUUCGUGAUACACUGGAGCAAUUGUCAGUUCGAUUGACAGAUAUGACUGGGAUGAUGCAUGAUGGUUUUGAGAGGCUAGAAGGUGCUAUCAAAGAAAUACGUGCAAAACAAAUGGAGAACGGAGGAAGAGAUGGUACAAGAAAGAAAUUUGACUUUGAUGAAGAGGAGGAAGACCAUGAUGACUCUGCAAAUUGCUACAAGAGCAUAGACGAUUUAUUGAAAGACCACAAGUUAAAAGUAGACAUGUAUAUUCAUAUGUGAGUGGAGAUAUUAGUAUUAGUAUCAUUAAUGCUAAUUUGUUUUGUUUAUAUGACUGACAGAGUGAAACAACGUUUGGUAGCAAUGGUUCAUCUCCUAAGUACAAGAAACCUCAAUAUGAAAGUGACUCCUACACCACUCCACAGAUUGAUCAUUUACUAAGAAAAGGAAGCGACGAAGAUGAAUCUAAUUAAGAGUCCUUUCGAAAAGCACAGAGUAAGUUUACAUUACAUAUUCAUCUAUAAUGUGUGUUUGUUUUCAUAUGUAACUUAUUAUUUUUACUAUGAUUUGUAGGUCAUGAAAGUGGAGGGCCUAGAAGGAUUCAUAAAAAAUUUGCAAAAUCCAGUUAAGGACUUGGUUUAUGUUGUUACUAAAGAGAAGACUGGAGACACGAAUUGGGACAAGUAAGAAACGCAUUAUUUUUUAAAAGUAGUAUAUGUGGUCGACCGUAUCGACAAUGAGGUCAACCACGUCUUCCUAAACAGGUCGACCUUGUUUGUGAAUAGGUCGACCGAUAUUGUGCAAAUCACAAUAGACAUUUAUGUUAUUUUGGUGUUUGUAGUUUAACCGUUGUUGACUUUUUUAACGAAAACGUGCAACGGAAAUAUUUGAGUUCGGUCAUUAGCGAGAGUAGCUGGGUUUGCUCAUCCGUAAGUACUAUACUGCUACGACUUUCGUAAGAAUUGUGCACUAUUUAUGUUAUGAUUUACGAGAAUUUUGUGGUUGAUUGUUGGUUGGUAGGUAGUGGAUUUGUGUGCAAGGGCACUAACAAUGUCUGGAAAAACAUUACAAUAAAGAGCCAAAUGUGUGGUAUUUUCCUAAUAAGUUUUCGGUAAGAGCCAUAAUUUUUAUUUUUUGUCAUAACCAAGUUAUUAAUAUUGUAUCAUGUCAAUUAAUCUCAAUAAAAAUAUGGUGAAGAAAAUGGUACGCACUAACAUGAAGACCGGACAAUUCAUAACAAGUUGAUGGAUGAUGGUGUGGUGUUUAUGCCGAAUGUUAGUGCCUGCAGGAAGGUUAGUCAAUGUCCCUAUCUCAUUAAGCUUCGAAAGUGCAUUUGUUUGCAUUCGCUUUUUAUAACAUAUAAUGACUUUUUCAUUGCUAGAUAUUUAUGCUAGUUCUGGACGAUGAAUCACGUCAUUGGUUUCUUUAUCUCGUCAAUGUCCAGCAAAAAAUCGCAUUUUUGCUUGACAGUCUACCUUCAACUAGUGAGGCGAGUCUUAAGCAUAAAUCAAACCACUGUAAGAAAUUGGUAAGUAUUUCCUGUAAUUGUCUGAAUACUAAGUGUCACGUAUACUGCUGGAAGCAUAUAAUAUUCGUUAUUUGUGUGUGGUUGUCCAAAUUGCAUGAUAUUUUCAAACUGGAGCAAUGAUGAAAAGAGGUCGACCCAUUCAUUUUUUGUCUCGUUGGUACAUCCAAAAUUGUGAUUUGUCGAUGUUUUUUACUUGUGCUUGCAAACAAAGGUCGACCUAUUUAUGUUCUGUUUUGUUUAUGCAUGUAGUGUAUAGGUCGACCGGUUUGGGGACAGGUCGACCGAGUCUGGUUGGUUUCGUCCUUUGUCUAAUGCGAAUUGUCGCUUGUUUGAUCUCAGGAUGUUUCGAGGGAAAAAGAAAAGAAAGUAUAAAAAAAACGGCUGCCUCAAGUUUUGAAUGGGAAGAGUUCAACCCUACUCUAUUCCAGACCAAGGAGCAAACUGACAAAUAUGAGGAGAGGAUAAUGCACAACCGCAAGGUGGCUCAUUGAAAGCCAUUGACGAACGGCGAAUUCUCAUUUCGAAGAUUCCGGGUUCGUUGCACAAUUUGUGGAGCAAGAUUGUCUGAAGGUGAUAUCUCUCAAUGUACCAUACUAUCCAAAAAUGAUACAGUACUUCUACAACAACAUCGUCUAUUAGCCUAAUGCAAAUGGAUCGAUUCAUGCUUUUAAAAGGGGCGGAGAUGCAUAUCACCAAGAGAUGUGUUGGCAUAAGUAUUAGAGACUCCAAACCAGGGGAAGAGAAUCAAUUCUUAUAGUGCUUGGAAUGAAACUCAUUUCUCGAGAACCAAGUAAAUUCAGACUGUAUGUGGUCUUGUUGAAGAGUAAGAUGUUCAGGAUCGCAGUAGGCCAAUGAUUCGCCAGCUCACAGUUCACCCCAGAGUUCUUCACCCCAGAGUACUUCGACAUGGAGCUCCUCAACAACCUACUUUCAAAUGAGAAGGUGAACUUGUCAUACUUGAUCUUUAAACACAUGCUUGCUGUUGCAGAGAGUUAAACUAGGAAUCUCCCUCAUGGGAUGAUACUGACUUUGCUAUUUGAGCAUUUUGGUGUGGAUUUAAGUGGUGAGGUUGGCUUAAGAAUCACAAGGAAGGAGUUCUAUACAGUUUCAUACCUAAAAAAGAUGGGAUUUGAGCUGCAUAGUGGUGAGUAUGUUCGAGCAUACAAUCAUUAUGUAGUCCAUGGUGGUGAUGGUGAUGAUGAUGAUGAUGAGCCCAGAGACGAGCCAAUGGCGCAGCCACAAAGUUCAACUCCACUAGUCACCUUAGAGCAUAUAUGGGAGCGCAUGGAUGACAUGUAUGACUACAUGAGACAGAUGACCACCCAGAUGAGUACACUGCAGGUUUCUGCAACAGAGAUGCGAGAUGAGUUUCGAUCUUUCAGUAGAAGAUACAUGCAUCCCACCACAUCUGACUACUAUCAUGCUAGAACCACCAAUGAGGAAAAUGCGGAUGAGUGAGAGACGGGAGAGGUGUAGGAACUCGACGAUUUAAGAUACUAUGUUUUUUUUAAGUCUUAAAGAUGAUUGUGGAUUGAUAUUAUGUGGUUUUCGAUUUUAGGUAUGUGUGAACAAUUAUGAGGUGUGUUUUGUUUUAAGUUGUUAUGUUAUGAAGUUAUGAGUCCUUGCUAUCAUGAUUUACGAAUGAUUCUGUUGGUUUAAAACAUUAUUUGUACGAGUAAAAGAACCACUCACAUCGACAUAUGUAAGCAAAAAAGACCCAGGUCAUAGGAUGAUUUUCCUAUAUUAGGUUGAACUCUUACUAUAUUCAGUCGACCACGAAACCAACACUUGAUCUUCAUUUAACGUCAAAGGGGGAUGGAUAGGAUAUAACACUUUACUCUUCUAUCUGGUCGACCUCUGUCUGUAUAUGGUCGACCAUUUUGGUAAUGACCGCCAUCAAGUGGUCGACCUACUUACUUUUACGGUCCACCAUUUUGCUUCGGACUGCAAUGAAAAGGGCGAUCGAUA
Molecule: messenger RNA, 4265 nt
Organism: Linum trigynum
Lineage: Eukaryota; Viridiplantae; Streptophyta; Magnoliopsida; Malpighiales; Linaceae
Source: the annotation of a GenBank genome assembly